Molecule: messenger RNA, 583 nt
Organism: Alosa alosa (allis shad)
Lineage: Eukaryota; Metazoa; Chordata; Actinopteri; Clupeiformes; Clupeidae
Gene: pet117
Product: protein PET117 homolog, mitochondrial
Exons: 3
Coding region: 132-386 (84 amino acids)
Biological process (GO): mitochondrial respiratory chain complex IV assembly
Cellular component (GO): mitochondrion
Source: RefSeq, a predicted model, not a curated record
GAAGUAGUUUAACGUGAACCUGAACUGAAGAUGGCUUCUUGUUAUCAAAACGUCCUCGCUCAAUAGCUGUGUGUCCAUACUGCAUUGUGUGACUUUACAAGUGGUAAAGCACUAAGCAAGGCAAGACAACUAUGUCCACAGCCUCUAAAGUUGUCUUGGGACUAUCGGUGGUUCUGACCAUUAGUACCGUGGCUGGAGUGCACAUCAAACAGAAUUGGGACAGACAGCGACUGCACGAAGGAGUAUUGCGCGACUUGGAACGAGUGGAGCGGAAGCGGGAGAACCUGCGGUUGCUAGAGGAGCAGAUUCAGCUGACCCAAGAGCUGGAGACGGAGAGGCAGCGCAGAGAAGCCUCCGCCGCCUCCAGAGCGACCCAGAGCCCGUAAACUACACCAGCCCCGUUCCAGGUGGUGUGGGGGCGACCCCACUGUCAGAAGAACCUUGGACGGUUUCUCGGUAACCGUCACCCACAGUUACUGCUUGCCCUCCUCCGCCCUCCCCAAGGCCAUGGAGGUGGCGGGAGGAGGCAGCAGCAGCCAGCGGGGGGGUGACGGAGCAGCAGCAGGAGGAGGAGGAGGAGGUG